Molecule: messenger RNA, 4686 nt
Organism: Hippocampus zosterae (dwarf seahorse)
Lineage: Eukaryota; Metazoa; Chordata; Actinopteri; Syngnathiformes; Syngnathidae
Gene: ezh1
Product: enhancer of zeste 1 polycomb repressive complex 2 subunit
Exons: 21
Coding region: 626-2956 (776 amino acids)
Biological process (GO): chromatin remodeling
Molecular function (GO): histone H3K27 methyltransferase activity; protein binding
Source: RefSeq, a predicted model, not a curated record
CUCUACAGGAAGAGCGUAGAAUGACAAUUGGAGUGUUUUGACGACUGCGAAAACCAGCUUCUUGAUCGCUUCCAACUUUUCUGAUCGAUUACUUGGAAUCAUACAUUCAGUUAGUCUUUAUAGCCCGCUUCACAGCAAGGAAUAUGCAUUUGUGACUUUGAAAUGUGGUUAUUUAUUUUCUGCCGAACGGCUAUCUACGACUUGUAGUUGACGUUAUUUAGAUGGGGAAGCUGGCUGCCUCAGCACGGCACUUCCUCCCUUUCCCAGACGGCGCAAAACAAUUUAGACAUAAAUCCUCCUCCCCUGACCCAAGGAUACGUCACCGCUGCUGCUGCUGCUACUGACGCCGCUGCCGCUCUGCCAAGUGCGCAGCUCCGUGGACGCCCACCUCCCCCUAUUCCCCAACUCCACACCCCCCCAACCCCACGACAACAAGGUUAGCCCACAGCAGCAGCAGCAUGGCCCCGCACAGCCGCCGCCGAGGAACUGCUCGGACAUCCAGCCGUCGUCAUGCAGACACCGAAUCUGCGUCACGACCAUAAACAGGGACCCGGGCGCUCCCAAUCCACGCGGGAUCAUCCCUCGAGCUUCCACACUUGACGAACACGCGUGGAUUUGAAGAGUAAUGGAGGUAAGCACCGCUGAAGCUUCAGCCCCGGCCGUCGUUGCCCCACCCGCCCCGAAACCUCAGCCGCCGUUAUACCUCGGCCCCGCCCACACCCUACUGGAGUGGCGUCGGCGGGUCAGGUCCGAGUACAUGCGCCUUCGUCAGCUGAAGCGCCUUAAGAAAGCAGAGGAGGUCAAGGCCGUGUUUGUGUCCAACCGGGUCAAGAUUGAGAAGCAGACCCGCAUCCUGAAUGGGGAAUGGUCCCAUCUGAGGAUCCAGUCGGUGCCGUUGUCGAGCUCAGACGGCCCUGCGGCGACUAAGAAGAUGUGCACGGUGGAGUCCGGCUUCCCGGGGUUCAAAGUUCAGGCCGUGGCCAUGCGGCCUUUGUCGACAGUGACAGGAAUCCCCUUCAUGUACUCCUGGUCGCCUUUGCAGCACAACUUCAUGGUGGAGGAUGAGACAUUCCUACACAACAUUCCCUACAUGGGCGACGAGGUAUUGGAGCAGGAUGAGGCCUUCCUGGAGGAAUUGAUUGACAACUACGACGGCGUCCAUGGCGACAGAGAGGGAGGCUUCAUCAGCGACGAAAUCUUUAAGGAGCUGGUGGAGGCCUUGAACCAGUACUCUGACCACGAGGAGGAGGACGAGGAGGAAGCAGCGACAGCGGCGCCGACUGAAAAGAAGGAAACCGAGCGAGCGAUCAGACGAAGCUCGACCGAGGGCGCUGAGGAGACCAAAGCGCCGUUCAUCCGCAGGAAGAGGAGGAGCGCUGUAGAGGUGCGGGACCCGUCCAGCAGCAAGAAGAUCCCCAGCGACAAGAUCUUCACCGCCAUUGCCUCCAUGUUCCCAUACAAGGGCACCACGGAGGAGCUGAAGGAAAAGUACAAGGACCUCCUGGAACCCCCGAGCUUGGUCAAGUUGCCCCCACUCUGCACCCCCAACCUGGAUGGACCCUUUGCAAAGUCAGUGCAGCGAGAGCAGUCGUUGCACUCCUUCCAUACGCUUUUCUGCCGGCGAUGCUUCAAAUACGACUGCUUCCUCCACCCUUUCCACGCAACACCCAACGUGUACAAGAGGAAGAGCAAAGAGAUCCGAAUGGAGACGGAUCCGUGCGGCGCCGACUGUUUCUUGUUGCAGAAAGGGGCGAAAGAGUUUGUGGAUCAGAACAUGUUGCGCUCGCAGAGGUUUCGCAAGAGGCGCAGGCAUCCGCUGCAGCAGCGUCCCGCCAGCGCAAGUUGCCCCGGACCGUCGGGGUUUGCAGAGGAGAGCAAAGAGGGAGAAAGCGACCAUGAAACGACAUCCUCCUCAGAGAGCCCAGGCAGAUUUAGUUGGGUCAUCAUCAAACCCCCCCCCCCCUUUGCCGUACGCACGUCAAGCGAGAACCGCAUAGAGGGGAAUUCGCGCUGCCAGACCCCGACCAAGCUGCGUCCGGUCGACGACGAAGCGGAGCAGCCGGCGAGCUGCGCGGCCGAGUGGAGCGGCGCGGAGGAGUCGCUCUUCCGUGUGCUGCACGGCACCUACUUCAACAACUUCUGCUCCAUCGCACGCCUCAUCGGCACCAAAAACUGCAAGGAGGUGUACGCGUUUGCAGUGAAGGAGGCGCUCAUCCACCGCGUCCCUCUGGAGGACGGAGGCAUCUUGCCACAGAAGAAGAAAAGGAAGCACAGGUUAUGGGCAAAGAUUCAGCUCAAGAAAGAUAACUCAUCCAAUCAGGUGUACAACUACCAGCCAUGUGACCACCCAGAUCACCCCUGCGACAGCACCUGCCCGUGUGUCAUCACACAGAAUUUCUGCGAGAAGUUUUGCCAGUGUGAGGAUGAGUGCCAGAACCGCUUCCCGGGCUGCAGGUGUAAGACCCAGUGCAACACUAAGCAGUGUCCCUGCUACUUGGCCGUGAGGGAGUGCGACCCGGACUUGUGCAUGACUUGUGGUGCCGCCGAGCAUUGGGACAGCAAAGUGGUGUCGUGCAAGAACUGCAGCAUCCAGAGAGGCCUCAAAAAGCACCUCCUGUUGGCUCCAUCGGAUGUCGCCGGAUGGGGCACCUUCAUCAAAGAGCCUGUGCAGAAGAACGAGUUCAUCUCAGAGUAUUGCGGAGAGCUCAUCUCGCAGGAGGAGGCGGACCGACGCGGCAGAAUCUACGACAAAUACAUGUCCAGCUUCCUUUUCAACCUGAACAAUGACUUUGUCGUUGAUGCCACAAGGAAAGGGAACAAAAUCCGCUUUGCCAAUCACUCGGUCAAUCCAAACUGCUACGCCAAAGUGGUGAUGGUGAACGGAGACCACCGCAUCGGGAUCUUCGCCAAGCGGUCCAUCAUGCAAGGGGAAGAGCUUUUCUUCGACUACAGGUGAGGCCACUUGCUUCUCAUGCGGAGAGGUGGCUUUGAAUGGAUACAGCCAAGCGGACGCCCUCAAAUAUGUCGGCAUCGAAAGGGAAGUGGAUAUGUCUUAGCCGCCCAGCACCAUACAUAAAUAAUGUAUAUCCUGUCCUUAACUUCUGCAGCCCUCCACUAGCGCCUCCGUCCCGUCCCGUUCGGGGUCUUUCUGCAGCAUCACACGUUGGCUCCGUCCUUUGAAAAUAGCGCCUCAAAAAAAAUAAAGAGAGAAAAAAAGCAGCCCCUCCCUUCCUCGAUGUUUGCAGAUGCACUAGUCCCCCCCUCCCUCCUUUCAUCCACCCAAAUACACGAGUGUACACACCACGCUUGUCAACUUUAUACGAUUUCAGUAGUCCGUGUUGCUAAGGGCUUUUUCCUUUGUGCUCGACUCAGACACCACUCGUAGUUAGUUUUCAGGAUGUCCGUUUAGUUACAGCGAGCAGCGACCUGCAUGUGCCGUCUCUCGGGUAUAUAAAAUUCAGUAAACGAGUUUAGUUGGCGGUAUUUCGCGUCACGGUGUUGUCAAAUGAUGAGGCUAAAAGUUGUGCAUUUAUGUCAAAAAUAUAAUAAUAGGCAAGAAACCGACUGAUUGAAUGUAACCUAUAGAUGGCAUUUAUUUUCAUUUAAAGGGGACAUAUUAUGAAGAAUUUACUUUGUCAUGGCUUGUAAACAAAUUGGACUUCUGGAAAGUACAUGUUUUUUCCUGCGUAUUUAUGAAAAUGUGUCCUGGUGUGUGCCAUCCACCAACUUUCUCUACCCAUGACUUAGUCACCGGGUUGACGAAAGAUUGCUCGUUUUCAAGCAACAGCCGUACUGCAAUGUCAAAAGAUAAACCGAGAUGCAGUGUUAGCGCAGAUUAUAACCGCCCUACGGCAACCAAGUGAUUUCAACCAGAGUGUGACAAGUUGAUGUUAAGUGUACUGUAAUUCUUUAUCCUUUGUGUAUUUUGACUGAAGAAUGUCAGAGAUGUUUUAAAGACACCCGAGAGCUUCUUUAAUUGUGAAAUAAAAAUGAAUAAUAUGUCUCCUUUAACACAGUUACCUGUUGAUUGGUCCUUGCAGCAGUUGUUGUAUUUAGCUAAAAGGCAAAUAAUUAAUAGAUAAAUGCAGCAAAUGUCUUCCUGGUCCUGCCCUAGAGUUUAAAUGAGUAUUAGGCCCAUACAGAAAUUUAAAUAGGAUUAAGUAAUAAAAAUGUGACAGAAUAAAUUUGCAUGAGCCUUUUUAGAGUGUCAUUUGAUGAAAAAAAAAGAUCAAAGGAAAAGUCAGAAGCUGAAAAGUGUUUGUGUGGGAACUUCUGAUUGAAACUACAAUAAGAGUUCUGGCACUUUGUUUUUUUUAUAAGUGACUUACUUCGUCAAAAUUGUUUUUUCUUUUUUUUUUACAAAAAGGGUAAAUAAACGUAACGUAAAUGUCCAAAGUCGUAUUAGGACUACACUGAAAAGAAAAAGAAAUGACUAAAUAUAAAAUUGUAGUUGCACUUUCUGAAUACCGUACGUUUGCUCUAUUGGUGACUUUUUGCGGUCAAUGGUGUUGAAACAGCGCCCUCUGGUGUGACAUAAGUAUAAAAGCCAAACAGCUUUCAGCACCUGUUGGGAAUUCCCGGUGCUGUAAGCCCGUUACGAGUUUUAAUGUUAAAUAACAACAACAACAAAAUAAGUCUGUGUUUUAUUUUGUUUGUUUACUUUGUUUCAAAUAAAAGAUGAAAACA